CCAGCUCACUGUCUAGCAUCCUUUUGGUACUGCUUUGUGACAGUGACAAGUGCUGUAUAUUGUCACUUAUUUGAUCCAGGACCGAUGAACAGUAUGGGGGAGCAGAAGGAUGAGCUGCGAAAAAUUAUUACCACCCUAGCGCUGAAAAAUGAAGAGAUACAGAAUUUUAUUUACAGUUUAAAACAGAUGUUGGAAAAUGUGGAGGAUAAUUCUUCCCGUGUCCAGGGAGAGUUGGAAACUGAGUUUCAAUCUCUGUACAAGCUAUUGGAUGAGCUCAAGGAGGGCAUGUUAAUGAAGAUUAAACAGGACCGUGCCAGUCGUACUUAUGAAUUGCAGAAUCAACUUUCUGCUUGUUCCAAAGCCCUCGAGAGCUCAGAGGAACUUCUGGAGACUGCCAACCAAACCCUGGCAGCAUGUGAGACAGAUGGCUUCUUCCAGGCUGCCAAGCAGAUAAAGGAUAGUGUGACGAUGGCCCCUGCCUUCCGGCUGUCUCUGAAAGCUAAAGUGACAGACAAUAUGAGCCAUUUAAUGGUGGAUUUUACCCAAGAGAGGCGUGUCCUGCAGAACCUGCGCUUCCUUCCUGUUCCUAGUACACCUGAGAUUGUCAACUCAGAGUGUCUGGUAGCAGAUAACUGUGUAUCUCUGGUCUGGAGGAUGCCUGAGGGAGAAGAAAAUGGAAUCCAGCAUUAUAUCCUUGAACAUCGGAAAACUAAUUUCCCCGGUCCCCCUCGUCCAAAAGAGGAUCAGCCAUGGAUGGUGGUCGAGGGCAUACAAGGAACAGAGUACACACUUGCUGGACAGCGAUUUGACAUGAAGUAUAUGAACUUUAGAGUCAAGGCCUGUAACAAAGCCGUGAGCGGAGACUUCUCUGAGCCUGUCACAUUGGAAACGCCAGCCUUCUGGUUCCGUUUAGAUUCUUUAAGUUCUCAUCAAAAUUUGCGUGUAGAAGAUGGGAGUGUGGAGUGGGAUGCGUUGGGCGGUAAGACGCAAGAAGGAAAGAUCAAAGAAAAAGAAGGCAGAGGGAGGGGGGCAUCUCCCUGCAACUCUCCUGCAAGAUGUGCUCAGUCCCCAAAAAGAACUCCUACGGCACGAGGAGGCAGAGAUCGAUUCACUGCUGAAUCUUAUACUGUACUUGGCGACAUUUUGAUAGAUGGGGGAGAGUGUUAUUGGGAAGUGCGAUAUGACAAAGACAGUAAGGCAUUUGCAGUAGGGGUUACGUACCGAAACCUUGGCAAAUUUGACCAGUUGGGGAAGACGUCAGCCUCGUGGUGCCUUCACCUUAAUAACUGGCUGCAAGUGGCAUUCACUGCCAAACAUGGGAACAAGGCCAGGACCCUAGAUAUUGUUGUACCAGACAGGAUUGGUGUAUACUGUAACUACGAAGAAGGUGUCUUGUCUUUUUACAACGCCAUCAAUAAACAGAUGCUUCAUACAUUUCGGACAAAGUUUACACAGCCUCUUCUUCCAGCUUUUAUGGUAUGGUGUGGAAAUUUCUCUGUCUAUACCGGUCUCCAAGUCCCAAGUUGUGUUCGAAGUCUUCAGAAACGCAACAGCUCUACAAGCAGCUCCACUGCAAGUCUCACUUGAACCACAACUUCUGAAGUCCCUGCUCCAAAAUGCUCCAUUUUAGAACACGACUAAUAGCUUCACUUGAACCCCUCCUUCCCAUCAGCCACCUGCUGUGCCAGUAUUAACCCUUUCUAACCAGAGACUUGAAUGUAAGAGACUCUGAGGUGUGAUUGUAUAUCUGGGUUUCUCCAGCAGGUCUUCCUCCUUCAUCCCAGUCUGUGCCUUGCCUACAAAGGAAGGGUGGAUAAAAUCUUUUUUUCUUUUUUUUUUUGUGUGGGCAGGUCCUGCUUAUUCUCCAGCUUUUGGCCUUAAAAUAAACGAGAUUUAAAACGUC
Molecule: messenger RNA, 1903 nt
Organism: Bombina bombina (fire-bellied toad)
Lineage: Eukaryota; Metazoa; Chordata; Amphibia; Anura; Bombinatoridae
Gene: FSD1
Product: fibronectin type III and SPRY domain containing 1
Exons: 13
Coding region: 85-1587 (500 amino acids)
Molecular function (GO): protein binding
Source: RefSeq, a predicted model, not a curated record